CUCUUAAAGGUCUAGUGACGUAAAUACUACAGCCAAUGAGCACGAGGCGCUAAUCAGUGUGUCGCUGUCCUUUCAGCACCGCGGCGCGCGCCACGCUCAGCGAGCUAAAAGGAAAAGUCGCGCCGGCUGGCCGCUCUCGUGCGUGAAUGAACCCGAGACUCCGGCGGCUGACUGGACGAAGUAGUUUGAGUAAGGUGAGCAGAAAGCUCUUAACGAGGCCCUCUUCUUCGGUUAUGGUCGCCUAGGUUUCCGUAGCUCCACUUGCGUGAGUUUAAGUUGAACUUUUUUUGCGAAGAAAGACUUUUUCUCUGAAAAUGAAUCUUGUGGUCGCCCUGACGGGCAUCUUCACGCUCGCACGUGUGCAAGCCGUCCACGGACAAGGAGACAAGGGAACCCGUUUUCUCUGCACGGCUGUCCCCAUUGGCAAGGACAUAAACUGCCCAGUACAACCUGCGUCCGUCCAGAGCACUUCGGCUCAGGAAGAGGAGCUGAGGAACACGGUCAUGCAGCUGAGAGAAACCAUCCUGCAGCAAAAGGAGACGAUCGUAAACCAGCUGGGAACCAUCAAAGAACUGACUUACAAACUGUCCCGGUGUGAAUCUGCCUCUGAUGACUCCGGGUCGUGGAAGAGCAGUAAAGAUACGAUGGACGAUGUGCCACGAGAUCCAAAUGAAACCAUAGACGCCCUCGGGAAGACCAUGCAGAGCCUGAAGGACCGCCUACAGAAUCUGGAGAUGCGAGCCAAUCUCUCUGGUGCUUCGUUUCCCAAUGAGCUGCGAGACCUGCUGCAGCGCAGGCUGGGUGACCUGGAGAGCCAGUUGCUGAAGAAAGUCAAUGAACUGGAGGAAGAAAAAUCACAGCUGUAUAACGAGACGGCUGCCCAUCGCCAGCGCACUGAGAACACCCUCAACUCCCUCAUGAACAGGAUCUCUGACCUGGAGAAAGGUAAUACAGGCUUCAGGUCCCCUGAGGAUUUCAAACUCUCCUUACCACUGCGCACAAACUACCUUUUUGGAAGAGUGAAAAAGAGCCUGCCAGAAAUGUAUGCCUUCACUGUGUGUAUGUGGCUCAAAUCCAGUGCUAGCCCCGGCAUUGGGACCCCUUUCUCUUAUGGGGUACCUGGGCAGGCCAAUGAGAUUGUGCUGAUUGAAUGGGGAAACAAUCCCAUGGAGCUGCUCAUCAAUGACAAAGUGGCGCAGUUGCCUCUGUCUUUGAGUGAUGGGAGAUGGCACCACAUCUGCAUCACUUGGACCACCAGAGACGGGCUAUGGGAGGCUUAUCAGGAUGGUCAGCGGCUAGGCUCAGGGGAGAACCUGGCCCCAUGGCACCCUAUCAAACCUGAUGGAGUCCUCAUCCUAGGACAGGAACAGGAUGUGGUCGGGGGGCGCUUUGAUGCCACCCAGGCCUUCGUUGGGGAACUGAGUCAUUUCAACAUCUGGGACCGGGUCCUACGGCCCAUAGACAUCAGCAACAUGGCCAACUGCUCUGCCUACAUGCCUGGCAAUGUGGUGGCCUGGGCUGACAGCGAUGUGGAGGUGUUCGGCGGGGCCUCUAAGUGGCCACUAGAGUUGUGUGAAGACAGGCUCUUUGACAAUUAAAGGGUAUUUGGUAAAUUAAAAAAAAAGAGACGUUUGUCCUUCAGAGAGACAUUGUGUUCUGUGUCUCUGUCCAUGUGCUUUGUAGUGCUGACCAAGUUUUGCAUAUCCUUUGUUAGCUUGAAUAUCAAACAAAUACACUGCGUAAAGCAAUUUGGAAAGUUCUCUAUGGCUCUCUCUGUCUCUGUCUCUUUCCCUCUCUCUCUCUUUCUCUCCAUCC
Colossoma macropomum (tambaqui) is the source of this 1815-nucleotide messenger RNA. It is a transcript of the gene nptx2b, whose product is annotated as neuronal pentraxin IIb. The coding region runs from base 315 to 1598 and encodes 427 amino acids. Lineage: Eukaryota; Metazoa; Chordata; Actinopteri; Characiformes; Serrasalmidae. The transcript is spliced from 5 exons. The record is from RefSeq and is a predicted model, not a curated record.